UUAAAGAUUAUGAUUGAAAAGGGGGAAAAAAUAUGGAGUGCGAGCAUUUACUUACCUAUAAAUGAAAGUCAAAUCGCAUUCUACUAUCAGUACGUUGAUCAAAAUGUAUCGAAAUCUUUGUUUGGUGGCUGUUUGCUUGUUGGCUACGGUUUCGUGCAUUUAUUGCGCGACUCCUGUAACAUUCGUCAAAAAUGACCUUUCUUACGAAUCGUUGAUCGGAAACUUCAACAAUGAGCCAGCACCUGCAGGUUACUUUGAAAUCAUCGAGAAAGUCGCCCAGCAAUACGUCGCAAAUAAUGGCUCCAAUUACGAAGAUUUCAAGAAAUUCGGUUACGGUCUGGAUCAGUUUUUCUUGUUCAAAGUAUUGGAAAAGGUUUACGAUGAUGAACUCGCAAAACCAGCACCACAAACUCCCGAUUCAAAUCUUGAUGCUAUACCUGUGUCAGAUUACGUGGACGAGAGUACUGGUUACGCUUUUAAGGAGCUAGUCGUCUACAAUUUCCCCGCAUUCAAAAAGGGGGUGAAAUCGGAACUUAAGCAUCAGUCAUUAAGUUCGGCUUCCGAAUAUCAGGUCAACGUUGAUUACAAUGCGGACAACACGAUAGUAACUGGUAGCUUUUACGUCGACGGUUCCAAAUACUUUUUCGUAUACACGUUGAAAUCGUCUAGUUACGCGAUAAACAUGCGAAAAAGAAGAAACUCGAUCGACGAUUCGGAUAAAUUCGUGUUCAUCAAAAGAUCAGUCGGAUUCGGUGGUGAAGAUUCCAUCAACACGUAUGAUUCGUCAUACGUUAACUCCUCGGUGGUCAAUAGCCAAUUCAAAGACAUUUUGACCAAUAAAGUAGUACCUCACGUUUUGUCCGAGUUGAGCCAACGCGAUAUCGAGACGUUGAAACGUCAAGUUUUGGUAGAAGAUUUCAAAUUCAUCAAGAAAUACAAAGGUUUAAUAUUAACAGCUUUGACCGAAUCCGCUGUCAAAUACAUUAAAGCUUACGUUCAGUAUAAUAAAAAUGGAGACGAUACUUUUUCAUCGUCGAAUAUCAGCUUUCAAGUUGCAUCGCCCGGUGCUCGUUUACCGUUCACGCAAACCUACUAUAAUAUCAAACUGAAAGGAUUCCUGAAUUUCGCCAACCCUCUGAGAUCAGUUUACGAAAACACGACUUUUUCGGAUAACGGACGAUUGUUCAACUUAUCCCAAGGUAUCGAAUUCAGCUAUCCGGAAGAAGGCGACAAAGUGGCUGUUUUUUCGUACAUCUUCAACGACGGACGUCACGACUAUCCCAAGGAAUACAAAGUCAAGAGUAUAACCAUCAUAUCGGAAUACCUGAGCGAAUUGAGCAAAAAACCAUACCAGGUGUAUAGAAAUAAAGAAGUGUUCUUCAACGGUGCUGGAAUUUUGGUCAGAUUUGAAAUCCAUGGUAUACGUGUAGAAGAUCAGGCCGACAGCUUCGUUUACAAGCAUCUUGGAAACGAUAUAGCUAGAAUUGUUCAAGAGUAUAUCGAAAGUAGCUCAACAUAGGCGAAAAUGUUGUACUGCUAAUGUACCAGAUUUUCCAAUUAGGUGAUUAUUUUGUACCGAUUUAUCGAUUUGAUUAUUUUUUUUAGUGGAAAAGUUUUUCAUUUAAAUCACCAACGAGUGUUUCUUUUAAUGUUCAGAUUUGCCAAUUAGCUAAUGUAGAUUAUAAAGAAACUCUUGUUGGUCAGAUGCACUCGUAUGUGUAUUUGACCUUGAUGAUUAAGAAGUGUUAUAGAUAAGAAUUAGAUAUCCGAAAAUAGCCAAAAAUCAGUUUAAUUAAAUGCAGAUGUUACGCUCGAAUUGAAAAUAUCUCACUCAUCAGUCAUCAUUUAUUGGAAUAGUUAGUAUUUUUAUAACGAAUAAAAUAAAAUAAUCAGCUAAUUAAGAAAAUAUCAGACUUCGAUGUAACUACCUAGACUUACCUAAGGUAAUUGUAAAUAAAUUGUGAUUUUUUUUUUU
This is a messenger RNA of Planococcus citri (citrus mealybug), 1975 nucleotides long. RefSeq lists its product as uncharacterized. The coding region runs from base 62 to 1519 and encodes 485 amino acids. The record is from RefSeq and is a predicted model, not a curated record. The transcript is spliced from 3 exons. NCBI's taxonomy places the organism in Eukaryota, Metazoa, Arthropoda, Insecta, Hemiptera, Pseudococcidae.